Vitrella brassicaformis is the source of this 1935-nucleotide messenger RNA. NCBI's taxonomy places the organism in Eukaryota, Vitrellaceae. The record is from the annotation of a GenBank genome assembly.
AUCUAUCCCUCGCGUACCUUGCUGCUGCGUACCGGUAGCGCCGCAAGGUACGCGCGGGGCUUAGGAACAUGUUGCCCGUCAAACCCAUAACCGCUGCUGCAUAACCGACCGACCGACCAUGAGUCCGUCGGGCGGCGUGAGGAAGGUUAUUUUCGACACAGACGCUGGCGUCGAUGACGCACUCGCACUGGUGAGUGGGCAUCAAGCGCAUGACGUGACGCACACAGCGAGGGAGAGAUCUAUGCAUCGAAGGGCAAGUUCAGAUCUGCCUGUUUUCGUCCAUCCUUUGUCUGAUUGAUGGGUGCAGGUGUUGCUGCUGCGUGCCCCUGAUGUGGAUGUGAUCGGCAUCACCUGCUGUGCGGGCAAUGUGGAGCUGGACCAGGUGGUGGAGAACGUCCUCAAGGUCCUCGCCGUGUGCAAUGCAAACGUACCCGUCUACAGGUAGCUCUCGCCACCAGUCAGGCAGUGUCCACUCCCGCAUUCGUGAAGGUGUCUGUCUGUCUGUUCUGGUCUGCCUGCAGGGGCGCACCGCACCCGCUCCUUGGUCAGAAAAAGAGAGUCCAUGCAGGCUACUACGUGAGCCAACACAGAUAUAUAUAUAUUAUUAGAUAAUCUGCCUUGUGUGAUGGUUGGGUGCGUGUGUGAUGGAUUGGUGCGAUCGAUCAGCACGGCAGCGACGGCCGUGGCGACUCUGAGGAGGCCAGGCAGAUCGACAUCACAGCCCAGAAGCACCUGGUGUCGACAGAGAGCGCAGCCAUGGGCAUGUACAAAGUCGCCAAGGAGGCCAUGGCGGCCGGCGACAAGAUCACCCUCAUUGCCGUCGCCCCACUGACCAACCUGGCGGCCGCGCACUCCAUCGACCCCUGCUUCUCGUCGCUGCUCAAGGAAGUGGUCAUUAUGGGCGGAAACAUGGAAGGCAAGGUGAGGUCAGGGGGCAGCGACCGAUCUCAUGGAUGAUGCAUGCGUAACACGCCCAUCUUGUUCCCCUCGUGUGUCUAUUUGUCUACCAACCGAUCGUCAGGGCAACAUCACGUUAUCAGCCGAGUUCAACUUUUACUUUGAUCCCGAGGCGGCCAACAUCGUGUUGGAGGAGUUCUGCUGCCCCCUCACCCUCUACACGUGGGAGCUGUGCCUGGAGCAUCCCAUUCCCGCCACCCAGUUCUCACAGAUCGCCCACCCCGGCCACUCCCCCAUAUCGCAAUACCUUUUCUGGAUCAGCCACUACUCCGCCUACACACACCACAACGUCGACCUCGUCAAGAUGCACUCGUCGCCCGACGUGCUGGCGGCGAAAAACAACACAGGCGGUGGCACGGUGGACGGCAAUGAUGACACUGAGGGAGACAAGGCCUUUGUGACGGCCGACCCCAUGGCGGUGGCGUCGUGGAUUGAUCCGUCGAUCGUGCUAGAGCGGCACACGAGGCCGGUGAUGGUGGAGCUGGGCGGCCACUGGACGAGAGGCAUGUGCAUAGUAGACUGGGAGAAGAAGGCGGCCGAUCCCGAGGUGCUGACGCCGCCCUUCUUCAACAAGGAGGAGCACAGGCGGGGCGUGGGCAUCCCUACCAGGCUCGACACACACAAGAUCGUACAGGUAGACACACACACACACAGGCAGACAGAUAGACAGACAGACAGGUGUGUGGUUACAGUUAAUAGUAUGUGUGUCGUGUAUGUGCAUGUGUGUGUCAGAUGAUGCUGAGGGCCGCGGGCGCCCCGACGGCCGCCGAGUGAUGAUGAAAGCAGAGGCACCAGGGUGUCUGUCGUCCCGGUGGUGCUGCGCUCGCUCUGCAGUGAGUUGAUUGCCUGACCAGCGUCUGUACCGACGGAUAUCCAUCGCUGUUGGCGGACGCAUGUCCGCCUGUCUGUCACAUAGGAAAGUGCCUGCAUUGAUUGAUGUAUUAAUGGACGGACGCCGAUAUCACAUCGACACCGUAG